Messenger RNA from Lindgomyces ingoldianus, 655 nucleotides. RefSeq lists its product as uncharacterized. The record is from RefSeq and is a predicted model, not a curated record. Bases 66 to 584 code for a protein of 172 amino acids. NCBI's taxonomy places the organism in Eukaryota, Fungi, Ascomycota, Dothideomycetes, Pleosporales, Lindgomycetaceae. The transcript is spliced from 2 exons.
CUUCCAGGGCCUCAACUUAACAAUUUUAGUUUUGAUUUCGAAGGGGUUUCUAACUUAGAAGUACAAUGAGCGUCUCAAGGAGCUCCAAUACAGUGGCCAACCAAGGCGAGUUCCACUCGCGUGAGCCUCGCGAUGAGCCUAUGAUGACUUCAGGGCACAAACCUGGCGUCCUGGCCUCCGAAGCCGACCGCGCCCCCGAAUUCUCCGCACAACCCCUCCCCGCAGGCAGAGCUCCUAAAUCCUCGACUUACGAGCCCAACCCUGACCUCCACAACCAAGGCAUGUACCAGGCCGCGUCUUCUACCCUCACAGGCGCGGAUUCGGCCGACGUGCACACUGGUUAUGGACACCCCGGUCAGGGCCAAUCAUCGGCAGAGCUGCAUCACGAUGGCGAGCAUCAUCGUAAGAGACAGGGCAUGGGGCUUGCAGGGCUAGCAGAGACUGAGAACAAGGGACAGGGAGUUCGUAGACAAGAUCCGGCGUUUGGGAACCAAAGGAAUUUAGGGGAGGGUGUUUCGGUUGGACAGACGGCGGAGGAAAGGAUUCCUGAAGGGGCCGAGAGUGUGGCGGCAGGGAGGAAAUAGAUCUGUGCUGAAGUCGUGUUUGAGAGUGCGAAUUUUAGUCGAGAAUCGUCCAGAUAUUGGGAGGAGUUUUG